AUGGCCACCGUGGUGGUGGAAGUGGACUCGGAGCCCUCCUGCAGCAUCCCCAACCCCACCUCCCCCUCGCCUAGCCUUUCUCACCGCUUCCUGGACAGCAAGUUUUACCUGCUGGUGGUCAUCGGCGAGCUGGUGACCGAGGAGCACCUGCGGCGGGCCAUCGCCAACAUCGAGCGAGGAAUCCGAUCAUGGGACACAAACUUGAUUGAAUGCAACUUGGAUCAAGAACUGAAGCUUUUUGUGUCUCGCCAUUCAGCUCGAUUCUCCCCUGAAGUUCGAGGUCAGAAGAUUCUUCAUCACAGAAGUGAAGUCCUAGAAACUGUAGUCCUGAUCAAUCCCUCAGAUGAAGCAGUUAGUACUGAGGUGCGCUUAAUGAUCACAGAUGCUGCAAGACACAAGCUCCUUGUACUAACUGGACAGUGCUUUGAAAACACAGGAGAACUCAUUCUUCAGUCAGGAUCUUUCUCCUUCCAGAACUUUAUUGAGAUCUUCACGGAUCAGGAGAUUGGUGAAUUAUUGAGCACCACACACCCUGCCAACAAAGCCAGCCUAACUCUUUUCUGCCCUGAGGAAGGGGACUGGAAAAAUUCCAACCUUGACAGACACAACCUUCAAGACUUUAUUAACAUUAAACUCAACUCCGCUUCCAUAUUGCCCGAAAUGGAAGGACUCUCCGAAUUCACAGAGUAUCUGUCAGAAUCAGUAGAAGUACCAUCACCUUUUGACAUUUUGGAACCUCCAACCUCAGGAGGCUUCCUGAAACUCUCCAAACCCUGCUGUUAUAUUUUCCCAGGGGGAAGGGGGGACUCUGCAUUGUUUGCAGUGAAUGGAUUCAACAUGCUUAUCAAUGGAGGAUCUGAAAGAAAAUCUUGCUUUUGGAAACUUAUCCGGCACUUGGACAGGGUAGAUUCCAUUCUGCUCACUCACAUCGGAGAUGACAACCUCCCAGGAAUUAAUAGCAUGCUUCAGCGGAAGAUAGCUGAACUAGAAGAGGAACAAUCCCAAGGGUCUACUACCAACAGUGACUGGAUGAAAAAUCUGAUCUCACCUGAGUUAGGAGUUGUAUUCCUUAAUGUACCUGAGAACCUGAAGAACCUGGAUCCUAACUUUAGAGUAAAAAGGAGUGUAGAAGAAGCUUGUUUUACUCUCCAAUAUUUAAAUAAAUUGUCUCUGAAACCAGAACCACUUUUCAGAAAUAUGGGAAAUACCAUUGACCCCAUCAUUUUAUUUCAGAAAAUGGGAGUUGGCAAACUUGAGAUGUAUGUGCUUAAUCCUGUCAAAAAUAGCAAAGAGAUGCAAUACUUUAUGCAGCAGUGGACCGGUACUAACAAAGAUAAAGCUGAAUUCCUGCUACCAAAUGGCCAAGAACUAGACAUUCCGUUAUCCUACUUCACCUCUGUCUCGUCCCUGAUUGUGUGGCAUCCAGAUAAUCCUGCAGAAAAAAUAAUCCGAGUUCUGUUUCCUGGAAACAGCACCCAAUAUAAUAUUCUAGAAGGACUGGAAAAACUCAAACACUUAGACUUCCUUAAACAACCAAUGGUUACACAAAAAGACCUAACUGGUAACAUUGCUGGUCCGGCUGUGAAACAAGCAAAGUUGAAACAACGAACAGACAGCAAGGAGAGUCUCAAGCCUGCUGCAAAGACACCACCAAGCAAGCCUGUCAGAAAAGAAUCUAAAGAAGAAACACCAGAGCCUGCGAAGCCUAGUCCAGCACCGGAAAAGCCUCAGAAGUUGGAAAGCAAAGAAAAAGUUCCAGUUAAAAAAGAGAAACCGGCAAAAGUGGAGACCAAACCUGUAGUGUCGGAAAAAGAGAUAACAAGUAAAGAAGAACAAUUGGUAAAAUCUGAAACUCCUGAAAAACAAACUACAGAUGUAAAACCAAAAGUGUCAAAGGAGAAGCCAGUGAAAAAGGAAGUCAAAGCAAAACCGGAAGAAAAGAAAGAGGAAAAAGAAAAAACAAAGAAAGAGGUUUCUAAAAAAGAGGAGAAAACACCCAUCAAAAAAGAGGAGAAAACACCCAUCAAAAAAGAGGAGAAAACACCCAUCAAAAAAGAGGAAAAACCCAAAAAAGAAGACAUCAAGAAAGAAGUUAAAAAAGAGGUGAAAAAGGAAGAGAAGAAGGAGACUAAGAAGGAAGUAAAGAAAGAAAGUCCACCAAAGGAAGCAAAAAAAGAAGCUAAAAAAGAAGAGAAGAAGGAAAUUAAGAAGGAAGAAAAAGAAGAGAAGAAGGAAAUUAAGAAGGAAGAAAAAGAAGCCAAAAAGGACAUCAAAAAGGUUCCUAAAGAAACAAAGAAGACAGCUACUCCUUCAACUGAAGCCAAAAAGCCAGCAGCAAAGCCUAAACCACAAAAGAAGGAGGAAUCUGCUAAAAAAGAAGCAGUACCUGCUGGAAAGCCAAAGGAAAAAGGAAAAGUUAAGGCUGUGAAGAAGGAGAUCAAAGUCAGUGGAGCACAAGGUGCCCUUGCAGCAGUUGGAGUCUCUGCCACAACUGUAGCAGCUGUAGCAGCUGCAGAAAUUACAGCCGGUGGAAAGGAACUUGAAGCAGAGAGAUCCCUUAUGUCUUCACCAGAGGAUUUAACAAAGGAUUUUGAGGAAUUAAAAGCUGAAGAAGUAGAAACAAUAAAAGAAACAAAACCUCAAGAUGCACUUAUAGAGGAUGAACUGAAACUCACUGGCACAGUACAAAAAGAGGCCUUUGAAGUACAAAAAGAAAAAUUAGAUAAUGAAGGACCUGCUGAGUCGUCUGAUGAAGGCAUAACUACCACAGAGGCUGAGGGUGAGUGUGAACAGACACCCGAAGAAUUGGAAGCUGCGGAAAAGCACAGAGUUGAUGACAAUGAAAAGUUUGAAGAUGAGGGAACUGGCUUGGAAGAAUCAUCCGAAGCAGGAGAUUAUGAGGAAAAGGCAGAGACAGAAGAAGCUGAAGAACGAGGUGAAGAUGAAGAAGAAAAGACACCACUGUACACCACAAAACCAUAUAUGGAAGAUCCAAGAAAAAUUGCAGGGAGCUCAGAAGAAAUAAUGGCUGAAGCAGAUGCUAACAUUAGAGAUGAAAAGUAUAUUGAAAAGGCAGAUUAUGAGGCAUCAGAUGAACGGGCUGAGGAAGACAGGGAAGAAGCAAUAGAAAAGGCAGAAACUGAAGAGACUGAAGAAGAUGAGGAAGACAAAGUAGAAGACAUCAGAGAUGAAGAGGAAACUGAAAAAAUAGAAGCUGAAGAAGAUUAUGUGGCAGCUGUGGUAGACAAAGCUGCAGAAGCUGGUGAAGUUGAAGAUAAAUAUGGCCUACUCAUAAUUACACCGACAAAACGUUCAGAGCCUCAGUCUCCAGCAGUUGAACUAGCCUCUUCGAUCCAUGAUGAGACAUUACCUGGUGGUUCAGAAAGUGAAGCCACUGUUUCUGAUGAAGAAAACAAAGAAGAUCAACCUGAGGAAUUCACUGCUACUUCGGGUUACACACAGUCUACCAUCGAAAUAUCCAGUGAACCAACUCCAAUGGAUGAAAUGUCGACACCCCGGGAUGUCAUGAGUGAUGAAACUAACAAUGAGGAAAGCGAGUCACCUUCUCAGGAGUAUGUGAACAUUACCAAGUAUGAGACAUCACUGUACUCUCAAGAGUUUGGCAGACCUAAGCUUUGUCCACUUCCGGAUGCUUUUAAUGGAUUAUCUGAAGGAUCCAAAACAGAGGCCACGGAAGGUAAAGACUAUAAUGCCUCAGCUUCCACCAUCUCACCACCUUCUUCAUUAGAGGAAGACAAAUUCUGCAAAUCUGCAUUCCAAGUUGUAUACCAGCAAAAAGAAAGUGAAAUCCAAGGCACUGCCAAAUUAGAAAUCAAAGAACCCUAUCAAGAAGAUGUUGGUGGAAAACUUAGUCCAGCCAAGAGUCCAGCUGACAGUUUGUCCCCUCCAUCACCUGUUGCCAAAACACCACUGAGUGAACGUAGUGUGAACUUUUCACUCACUCCCAAUGAGAUCACGGUCUCAUCUGAGCCUGUUCCCAUUGCUACAUUGCCUGAUGUACAUCAAGAAGUUGCUGAAGAGCACUGUGCAAGCCCUGAAGAUAAAACAUUAGAAGUAGCAUCUCCCUCACAGUCUGCUGCGGGUAGUGCUGGCCACACACCUUAUUAUCAGUCUCCCACUGAUGAAAAGUCCAGUCAGCUUCCGUCUGAAACUAGUGAAAAGUCAACAGAAGCUCCUGUUAGCUUUGAAUUCAGUGAAGUCAAAGAUGAGUCUGCAAAACCCAGAAUAAGCCCUAUGGAUGAGCCUGUGCCAGAUUCAGAAUCUCCUAUUGAAAAGGUUCUCUCUCCUCUACGAAGUCCACCACUGAUAGGUUCAGAGGCCUCUUAUGAUACAUUUUUGAGUGCUGAUUUAAAGUCUCCCACCAGAGAUUACGGAACUGCUUCUGACGGGAAACCUGAAAAAGAAAAAACACCUGUUCAGAUGAGCCCAGCUUCUGAAGCCAGCUCUGGGGGCCUUUUCCAAGAAAAACAAGAUGAAAAAAGCAUGGAGUUUAUGGUAAUUAAGGAAAGCUUCAGCCUAGAAAGGAAAAUGGAGGAUACAGAACCCAGCAGCUCCCAGUCUUCACUGGUCUUGGAUGAACGGAAGUUAGCAGGUGAUCUCUCACCUACUCAAAUAGAUAUCAGUCAGUUCGGUUCCUUAAAAGAAGAUAUGAAAAUGUCAAUUUCUGAAGGCACUGUUUCUGACAAGUCUGCAACUCCUGUUGAUGAUGUUGUAGCAGAGGACACCUAUUCCCAUAUAGAAGGAGUAGCUUCUGUCUCUACAGCAUCUGUUGCUACUAGUUCAUUUCCAGAGCCAACUACUGAUGAUGUAUCUCCUUCUUUGCAUGCUGAGGUUGGAUCUCCCCACUCUACCGAAGUUGAUGAUUCCCUUUCAGUGUCAGUUGUACAAACACCAACAACUUUUCAGGAAACAGAAAUGUCUCCAUCUAAGGAAGAGUGCCCAAGGCCCAUGUCAAUUUCUCCACCAGAUUUCUCACCUAAAACUGCAAGAUCAAGAAUGCUGGUGCCUGAUCACAGAUCUCCUGAGCAGUCAACUAUGUCAGUAGAAUUUGGUCAGGAGUCCCCUGAGCAGUCUUUAGCAAUGGACUUCAGUAGGCAAUCUCCAGAAUAUCCUACUGUAGGCACUGGUAUACACCAUAUAUCUGAAAAUGGACCAACAGAAGUAGAUUAUAGCCCUUCAGAUAUACAGGAGCCUACUUUUGCACAGAAGAUUUCCCCUGUGGAGCAGUCAUCUUACUCUCAGGAGAAAGAUAUUUCAGAAAUUAUUUCAGUUUCUCAGAUUGAAGCUUCAUCUUCAACUUCAUCAGCUCAUACACCUUCCCAGGUUACUUCACCACUGCCAGAGGAAACUUUUUCAGGUGCUGUUCCACCCCGAGAUAUGUCACUACAUUCUUCUUUUACCUCAGAAAAAGUGCAGAGCGUAGGAGAAAAGCUGUCACCAAAGUCUGACCUAUCUCCAUUAACUCCAAGGGAAUCUUCUCCUCUGUACUCUCCUAGUUUUCCAGAUUCACCUCCUGCAAUCACAGAAGCAGUGUCAGCUAGUCACACACCUUCAUUGUCACUGCAAGUGUCCUCUGUCAAAGCAUUUGGUUACCAGGAACACCUAACAAAGGACAGUCCAGAACCUUUACUCAGCCCAGAAAAAGAAGAUUCAGAGAAAAGCAGCAGGUCUCCAGAAGAACUUAGUUAUUCUUAUGAGGCCACAGAAAAAACCACUAGGUCACCAGAGGAUAUUAGCUACUCCUAUGAGUCAGUUGGGAAAUCUACUGGAUCACCUCAGGCCACGGAUUAUUCCUAUGAGACAACCAGGAAAACUACUAGGUCACCUGAGACCAGAGAUUAUUCUUAUGAGACGACAGGGAAAACCACCAGGUCACCAGGGGCCGUGGAUUAUUCCUAUGAGAUGACUGGGAAAACCACCAGGUCACCUGUGGUCCCAGAUUAUUCCUACGAGACAACAGGGAAAACCACCAAAUCACCUGAGGCCACAGAUUAUUCCUAUGAGAGAAUUGGGAAAGCUACCAGAUCACCCGAUACUAUGGAUUACUCCCAUGAGACAACAGGAAAAACCACUAAGUCACCAGAAGCCAUUAGCUACUGCUAUGAGACAGCUGGGAGAACCAGCAGGUCACCAGAGGCCAUGGCAUACUCCUAUGAGACAACUGGGAAAGCCUCCAGUUCACCUGAAGCCACAGAUUACUCAUUUGAGACAACUGGCAGAGCCACCAGGUCACCUGAAGCUACUAGCUAUUCCUAUGAAGCAAGUGCACAUUUCACGCCAGGAAAAUCAUUAGCAGAAUCCCGUCAAGAUGUUGAUUUAUGCCUUGUGUCCUCUUGUGAAUAUAAACAUCCCAAAACUGAACUUUCACCCUCAUUUAUCAACCCAAACCCCCUUGAGUGGUUUGCAAGUGAGGAACAGUCUCAAGAUCAAGAGAAGCCAUUAACUCAAUCCGGGGGAGCUCAGCCACCUUCUGGGGGAAAGCAGCAAGGGCGGCAGUGUGAUGAAACACCUCCCACAUCUGUGAGUGAGUCUGCCCCAUCUCAGACUGAUUCGGAUGUUCCCCCAGAGACUGAGGAAUGUCCUUCCAUCACUGCAGAUGCUAACAUUGACUCGGAAGAUGAGUCAGAAACCAUUCCGACAGACAAGACAAUUACGUACAAACACAUUGAUCCGCCGCCUGUCCCGAUGCAGGAUCGCAGCCCUUCCCCUAGGCACCCUGAUGUUUCCAUGGUUGAUCCAGAGGCUCUGCCUGUUGAUCAGAAUUUAGGUAAACCUUUGAAGAAGGACCUCAAAGAAAAGACAAAGACAAAAAAGCAGGGUACUAAGACCAAGUCAUCUUCUCCUGUUAAAAAAAGUGAUGGUAAAUCAAAACAAGUGGCUUCACCAAAGCCAGCUAUAAAAGAAUCUUUAGACAAAAUUUCCAAAAUAGCUUCUCCAAAAAAGAGGGAGUCUGUAGAAAAGGCAACCAAAUAUAUCUCUACUCCAGAAGUAAAGUCUCGAGUGGAAGAAAAAGAUAAGGACACCAAGAAUGCAGCAAAUACAACAACAUCCAAGUCGGCAAAGACUGCAACCACAGGACCUGGGAGUACUAAGGUGGCAAAAUCUACAGCAGUGCCUCCAGGACCUCCGGUGUAUUUGGAUCUGGUGUACAUUCCCAACCACAGCAAUAGCAAGAAUGUUGACGUUGAGUUUUUCAAGAGGGUGCGGUCAUCCUACUACGUGGUGAGCGGGAAUGAUUCUGCAGCCGAGGAGCCAAGCAGGGCUGUUUUGGACUCCCUGCUGGAGGGCAAGGCACAGUGGGAGAGUAACAUGCAGGUGACUUUAAUCCCAACCCAUGACUCAGAAGUGAUGAGGGAAUGGUACCAAGAGACCCAUGAGAAACAGCAGGACCUCAACAUCAUGGUUUUGGCAAGCAGCAGCACUGUUGUUAUGCAAGAUGAAUCUUUUCCCGCAUGCAAGAUUGAAUUGUAAGAACAAGACCCUGCACCACAAGAUUAAACUUUGUUUCCAGAAAUUCUUCAGUUUGAAAACACCUUUUCUAAAAAUUCAACCCAUCUAUUUCAACUUCUGAACUAUAUACCUGCCAAAUGCUAUACUGUGUCACAGUGAUGCAAGUCACUAAUAUUUUUCAGUCUUUGCUGAUUGCUAAGGGAAAUAACAGUAUUCCCAUAGUAGGGUUCAAAUUACUGCAAAAAUACAGAUCCAGUUUCAUCUCUGCUGAACGUUUGGAAACCAUGCACUAGCAGCCCCAACUGACUUCUGCCAGGUAGAGGCAUUUGCCCUCUAAAGAAACACAGAGAGAGAGAAAGAGAGGGAGGGGUAGGAGGAGAAAGUAAUAAAUAAUUAGAUCUGCUUUAGUCUCAUGGCAAUAGAUGUAUCGCUUACUGCAAUCUGCUUAUGCUUUCACACAAAAAUAAAGUUUACUUUUGUAACAA
Molecule: messenger RNA, 7955 nt
Organism: Gavia stellata (red-throated loon)
Lineage: Eukaryota; Metazoa; Chordata; Aves; Gaviiformes; Gaviidae
Gene: MAP1B
Product: microtubule associated protein 1B
Exons: 8
Coding region: 1-7491 (2496 amino acids)
Biological process (GO): axonogenesis; microtubule cytoskeleton organization; regulation of microtubule depolymerization
Cellular component (GO): synapse; microtubule; dendrite
Molecular function (GO): microtubule binding; actin binding
Source: RefSeq, a predicted model, not a curated record